This is a messenger RNA of Ostrea edulis (European flat oyster), 2290 nucleotides long. RefSeq names its product xaa-Pro aminopeptidase 1-like. The record is from RefSeq and is a predicted model, not a curated record. Gene Ontology annotation, molecular function: metalloaminopeptidase activity. The transcript is spliced from 22 exons. Bases 187 to 2037 code for a protein of 616 amino acids. Lineage: Eukaryota; Metazoa; Mollusca; Bivalvia; Ostreida; Ostreidae.
GUUGGAAACUGAAACUUGAAAGAGCACGGUCGGUGUAAUUACUGUAAAAAAUUGAUAUUCUGUUUAUACUCUAGUUACUGAUCUGAUCUAUAAUAAUCUUCAUGAAUAAAUGACCCUGUGCAUUUGAUGAUAUAUGCGGCACAUUUUUCAGCGUUGUUGGUGACGUUUCAUUGAAAUCAAACAACCAUGCCACUGGCUCACAACAGAACGGGUCCCCUGUUGAAGAAGCUGAGGGCGUUGAUGAGCAACAAUAAGUAUGUCCCUGAAACUAUUCAGGCCUACAUUGUGCCAUCAGGAGAUGCACAUCAAAGUGAGUACAUUGCGCCAUGUGACUGUAGACGAGCUUUCAUUUCUGGAUUCAAUGGAUCAGCUGGGACAGCGGUGAUUACAAGAGAGAAGGCGGCUCUUUGGACAGACGGCAGGUAUUUCUUACAGGCAGAAAAACAACUGGACGAAAACUGGGUUCUCAUGAAAGAUGGACAGCCAAGUACACCCACACAGGCAGACUGGCUCGCUAAGGAGUUACCUGUGGGUGGAAAGGUUGGUGUGGACCCCUGUCUGAUUUCUGCAGAAACAUGGAAACCAUUGAAGAAAAGUCUGCAGUCAACAGGUCACAGUAUCAUAGCCGUCCCCAACAAUCUGAUCGAUCUCGUCUGGGAGGAUCAACCCCCACCCCCACUGAAUCCUCUCCUCACACUGACAGAAAAAUACACAGGUAUAGGCUGGCAGGAAAAAAUCCAAAAAGUACGAGAGAAAAUGAAAGCCAAAAAUUGUGGAGCUCUGGUGAUCUCAGCCCUGGAUGAAAUAGCAUAUCUGUUUAACCUCCGUGGUUCGGACAUCGAGUACAAUCCCGUAUUUUUUGCCUACUCUGUGGUUACCAUGGACGACAUAUUUUUAUUUUUAGAUGAACAAAAAUUAGAUGCAGAAGUCAAGCAUCAUCUACAGCUGAAUGGAACCAGCAGUGCUGUACAGGUCAUGACCUAUGACAAGGUCGGAGAGGUCAUCAAAACUCUUGGGGACCAGGUGGAGGGGAAAUUCUGGAUCAGUCCCAAAUGCAGUGUGGCCCUAACACAUUGUGUAGAUAAGAGUCGACUGUUUGCCCAGACGUCCCCGGUCGCGGUGAUGAAGGCGGUGAAGAAUGACACUGAGAUUCAGGGAAUGAGGGUCGCUCACGUAAAGGAUGCUGUCACUUUAUGCGAGUAUUUUGCCUGGCUUGAGAAACAGAUUCCCACAGGGUCUGUGACUGAGGUGUCUGCUGCUGAAAAACUGGAAGAAAUUAAACAGGGACAAGAAGACUUCAUAAGUCUUAGUUUUGCCACCAUAUCUAGUACUGGUGCUAACGGUGCCAUCAUACAUUACAAACCGACAGAAGAAUCUGACACAGUCCUGAGUACAGAUGAAAUCUACCUGUGUGACUCUGGGGCCCAGUACAAAGAUGGCACCACAGAUGUAACCAGGACCGUACAUUUUGGAACACCUUCAGAUCAGGAAAAAGAAUGUUACACUAGAGUUUUAAAGGGACACAUUGCUUUAUCCUCCAUUGUCUUCCCGAAUGAAACCAAAGGCCACAUGUUAGAUACGCUGGCAAGAACGUCGUUGUGGGAGGUGGGUUUGGAUUACGCCCACGGAACGGGACAUGGCGUAGGGGCAUUUCUUAAUGUACAUGAAGGUCCCUGUGGAAUAAGUCCGCGAGUUUCAGCAUCUGAAAUUCCCCUGGAGUCUGGGAUGAUACUCUCUGAUGAGCCGGGGUACUAUGAAGAUGGAAAGUUUGGUGUCCGUAUCGAAAAUCUUGUCCUUGUUGUCAAAGCCAAGACCAAGCAUAAUUUUAGAAACAAAGGAUUUUUGACCUUCGAACCCUUGACCCUUGUCCCAAUGCAGAUGAAGAUGAUAGACCCAUCCCUUUUAACAGAGAAAGAGGAAAGCUGGCUGAAUGACUACCACACUCAGUGCAGAGAUGUUGUUGGAGCCGAACUAAAGAGGCAAGGAAAGAAGGAGGCAUAUGAUUGGCUGAUGAGGGAGACUCAGAGCAUUGGAUAAUACUACCUUCAGGAAAAGAAAGGGGACAUCUGACUGGCUAAUGAGGGAGACCUUAGCAUUGGAUAGUACAACUAUCAGGAUUACUUACAUUAGUGAUCUAGGUCAUUGAAAUUAUGGGCAGAAUUUGUGAUUUGACUUGUGAGAAUGUGAUGAAUUAUUUUGGUACUUAAGCACUCAACAUUCAUUUCUCAUGUUCAAUCUUCUACUCAUUUUGUCAAAUAGUCAAAUGAUAAAAUAUACGUAUACAAUAGCU